Molecule: messenger RNA, 2315 nt
Organism: Poecilia latipinna (sailfin molly)
Lineage: Eukaryota; Metazoa; Chordata; Actinopteri; Cyprinodontiformes; Poeciliidae
Product: septin-2-like
Exons: 3
Coding region: 122-1687 (521 amino acids)
Molecular function (GO): GTP binding
Source: RefSeq, a predicted model, not a curated record
UCUCUUUACUCUUCCUGCCUGACAGCCUCAUUGAGUAUUGUGAAGAGUAGCUGUGUAACUGACUACACAGUCACAAAACCUGUUUCAACCUCACUGGAGUUAACAUCACAACUUCAUCAUCAUGCAAAGAAUGAUCGAGAAUCCCACUCUGACAAAACUGAUUUCCACUAGUGACUUAAUCUCCUCAGGACAUCCAAACAUCUAUCAGCUGAAAACAGAAACAAAGAAGUUUGGAGCUCUGUCCAAAGUGACUUUUGGUACAAAAGACACUAAGCAGAUUAAUAAAACCAUCUUACUUGUUGGUGAAACAGGGUCAGGAAAAUCCUCUUUGGUCAAUGUUAUUUUCAACCAUGUAAUGGGAGUUCAGUUUGAGGAUGGGGUCUGGUUUCAGAUCAUAGAUAGACAAGAAGGUGAAACACCUGAUGUGAUCAUAUAUGAGAUCUGUAAUUCUGAAGGUAAAAUUCUGCCCUAUUCGAUCACCAUCAUUGAUACUCCUGGAUAUGGAAACACCAAAGGAAUCAAGCACGAUGACAUAGUCAUUGACAGGAUGCGCAAAUUGUUUGAGACAGAAAACGGUGUUCACAUACUUCAUGCAGUAGGUCUGGUGAUGAAGGCAACUGAUAACAGACUAAGUGACAGAUUGAUGUACAUCUUUGAUUCGGUGAUGUCUCUGUUUGGAAACGACAUGGAGAAAAACAUUGUGGCUCUCAUCACUCACUCAAAUGGGAGAACACCUAAAAAUCCCCUUCAGGCUAUUGAAGCUGCAAACCUCAGAUGUGCAAAAAAUGAAAACAAUCAACCAGUUUAUUUCUUGUUCAACAACCAGCAGAAUGAAGACCGCACAGACGAAGCAGAGUACUGUAAAGUAGCUGAUAGAAUAUCAGAGAAAGGAAUGCGCGAGUUUACAGCCUUUGUUGAAAAUAGUUCACCUCAAAAGCUGAAAAUAACAACUGAAGUGAUGAAUGAACGCAUCAGACUGACAGCCUGCAUCCAAAACCUGCUGGAGAGAAUCAGACUGACUGAACAGAAGCAGACAGAAAUCAAACAGAUCCAUGAAGGACUGAAGAUGCAUGAAGAAGAGAUGAAGGGAAAAGAGGUCACUAUCCAUGUCGACGAACCCUAUGUUACUAAAGAACCUAUCAAAGGUGGACAGAAGUGGCUCAUCUUCUAUCAAGGAGCUGUGACCUGUCCUGUCUGUAAGGAAAACUGUCACAAAGAUGGAUGCACCAAGACCUGGCUCCCUGAGUUCUGUGAGGUGAUGAGAGGAGGCCGCUGCACCGUUUGUUCCAAAAAGUGUCCUGCAUCAGUUCAUGUUAAAGAAAAGUGGAUAUAUGUCAACAAAACAAGGAGAGUUCAGAAGAUGAUGCCAAAGAUGAAACAUGACUGUGAAAAUAAAACAAAGUUUGAGAACCAGAAACAUCUUCUGGAAAACAAUGAAAAGGAAAUGCAGCAACUUUUGGAAGAGAAAUUCAAACUUGUGGAUGAGGCCUACCAACAUGUCAUCAGACUGGAGCAGAUUGCUCUCAAAGUUGAUUCAGUGUCCAUUAAUGUCCACUUGGACCUCCUGAUUGAGAAGACAAAAGAAAAGGGAGACACAAAGAAAGUCCAGAAACUGGAGGAAAUUAAGAGAAAAAUGGAUGAAGGAACCAAAGCAGCACUAAGAUACAAACGAGUUUCUCUGACAUAGUUUAUGAUGAGAAAUAAAUCCCAGAAAUAGAAUCAGAUAUCUUCACUGUAAACAUUAAAAAGUUUAACACUUACUCAGAAAUGUUUCUUAAUACACUACUGCAUAUAUAUGCAGUGAUAUGGUAAUAUAAGUAAUAAAUGUACCGUAAAUAAAAAAUUGAGAUGAAAAUACUAGUUUAGUUUUUCAAAAGUAUAUUUCAUGUAUUCUAUUUUAUUUUUUGACAUUUUGAUUAAGAGAUCUUAACUCUCACACAAGUUUGUAUUUCUGCCCAGGUUAGGACUUUGUAUUGACUUCCAUUCACUUAGUAGCUUCAUCUCACACACACAUACAGACAAACACACACACAUACAGACAAACACACACACACACAUUACGCAAUAAAAUUAAUGUCAGAAGCAAAAUUCACUCAAAAUCUCAGAGAAAUAUUUUGUUUUUAAAUCAUAUUUCUCAUAUGACCUGUCAUUUUUUUGUUUUUCAGUACUUGUUUAUUGCCUGAUUUUAGCUCAUGUUCAUUAUUUACUGUUGCUAUAGUAAAUAGGUAUUUGUGUUUAUGUUUUUCUUGACUCUACGCCUGAACAUGAGUUGUUGACCAAACUAGAUGAAUAAAUGUCAAACAAACAUCUUGACU